Molecule: messenger RNA, 3947 nt
Organism: Pristis pectinata (smalltooth sawfish)
Lineage: Eukaryota; Metazoa; Chordata; Chondrichthyes; Rhinopristiformes; Pristidae
Product: hyaluronidase-1-like
Exons: 4
Coding region: 334-1677 (447 amino acids)
Biological process (GO): carbohydrate metabolic process; hyaluronan catabolic process
Molecular function (GO): hyalurononglucosaminidase activity
Source: RefSeq, a predicted model, not a curated record
GUGAAAGUGAAGGAAGGAUCGGUGAGCUCAGCGAGGCAGGACGUUGCUUGAAUCGCGAUUACAAACAGCUACAAUCCGGAUUGGGAACAAACGGGCACUGGGAUCCGAGACACUCCGACUGCGAUCGAGGAGAGACCGCACAAACCGCUGGGGAUCAGCGUCCCAGCGAGGAAAUGCGUUUGGGGAAAAGAAACUAACUUAAAAAGAAAGUUUUAAGAGUUACGUUGACUGGAUCUAUCUUUCACAAAUCCCGCUGAGUGCCACGCUUCUGGAAGAUGGCACAACAUUUAACUGCACACAAAGUAUGAGCCGGCUGAUUUGCCAAGGAGUGCAAUGGUAACAAGUUUAGCAGACAUGACCCUCACUGAAUCACCAGUAGUUCUGCUGUGCAUGUGCACUUUGACUCUGGGACAACUACUGAGACAAACAAGAGUCCCAAUUAUGUCCAAUAAGCCUUUCAUAACUGUCUGGAAUGCUCCAACUGCUGCCUGCAAAUCCUCCUUUGGCAUUGACCUUAACUUGGGAAUUUUUGACAUAAUUGCAAACCAAAAUGACUCAUUCAUUGGGCAAAACAUCACCAUCUUCUAUGAAGAUAAACUGGGCUCUUACCCCCACUAUACUAAAAGCGGGGUGUCUGUGAAUGGGGGCACUCCACAGAACGCGAGUUUGAAGUAUCACCUAAUGAAGGCCAAAGUAGACGUGGAGACCCUUAUACCACUGAAAGACUUCGACGGGCUGUCUGUCAUUGACUGGGAGUCCUGGAGGCCCUUGUGGUUAAGGGACUGGGACCAGAAGGAUAUCUACCGUAAGAAAUCAAAGCAACUUGUUCAAAAGCGACAUCCUGAUUGGUCUGAGAGUCAGGUGGCGAAGCAAGCGCAAAUUGAGUACGAACAAGCAGCCAGGGACUUUAUGGGACAGACCCUGAAGGUAUCAAAAGGUCUUAGGCCCUGGGGUUUGUGGGGCUAUUAUGGCUUUCCUUGUUGCUACAAUGAUGUAUUUACCAAAAAUUACACUGGAGAGUGUCCAGAUAUUGAGAUGAAGAGGAACGAGCAGCUGGCUUGGCUCUGGAAGGAGAGUAUUGCUUUGUACCCAAGCAUCUACCUCAGUGUCUGGCUUCGAGCAACACAGAAUACACAGAGGUUUGUCCAUUAUCGAAUCAAAGAAGCCCUCCGUCAUGCUCAAAGGGGAGCGAAUUACAGUUUGCCUGUCCUCCCAUACGCUCGGAUUGUGUAUGCCAACACCACAGAUUUCCUAACUGAGAUUGACUUGGUCCACAGUAUCGGAGAGAGUGUUGCGAUGGGAGCUGCAGGGAUUGUCCUUUGGGGAAACAAGGAUUAUGCCCAUUCACAGGAAUCUUGCCUUGCUUUAAAAGAAUAUAUCAAUGGGCUGUUGGGAAACUACAUUGUUAACAUAACAAAUGCUGCAAUGAUCUGCAGUUCGGUUUUGUGCAACAAGCACGGUAGAUGUGUGCGAUCAAGCAACAGCCCCCACGCCUAUCUGCACCUGAACCCAAAGUCCUUCGCCGUGAAGGUGAACCCUUCAAACAAAGGGCUGCCCUACUUCCUGUGGGGGCAGGCAGUGGAAGAGGAUGUGAGAGAGAUGGCCGAUAGUUUUCAGUGCCAGUGUUACAAUGGAUGGAUGGGGGCACAUUGUGAGAUUGCAAGUGACGCAAUGUAACUUUCAACCUGGAUUUUAAGAAAUUUAAGUUAAACUAACAUGUCAUUUAUAUAUCUAUAAGUGGACUUUAUUGCUGAAUUUACCAUCUCUGUGAAUUGGACAGUAUUCUUUCAGUUUAUGCUUCAAUCUACUCAGUACCAUGCAAUGUAUUAUUUGGUGUUUCUGUGGCAUGUAUCUGAUCUGAAAAGUUAUGUCUCUUGCCAAAGUGUAGUUUUUCCAAGUUCCAACAGUUAUCUGCUGCUUCACCUGAAAUGUCUGUUCUUGUAUGAAUCUAGUCCACUUGAGCUCAUAUUUUUCCCAGUCAGUGCUAACCUGAUUAACAUCACCAGCAUUAUUAACAUUAGGGUUACUGGAGCUCCUUGGCUCUGAGAGCAUCCAUUUAUGCAGAUUGGAACAGUUACAGUGAUCAAGAGCAGCGGUUUUGACUGGUUUAAUGAAAUAUGAUAAUACCCUUAUCACUAUCCUGCAGAGAGAAACUAACCCAGUAACGACGGGCAUUUAUGUUUCAUCCUCCUUUCAGAACAUCUCAAAGCGCUUUACAGUGAAUGAAGUGUAAUUCAAUCUAAGAAAUACACCAGGCACUGUGCACACUGCAAGCUGACAUAAAAGCCAGCGUAAUAAUGAUUGGAUAUUCUGCUUUAGUAAUGCUCAGUUUGGAAUAAAUCUUGCCCUUAGGCCACCAGAGAUUAUCCCAUCUUAUGUGAAUUAGGGCCAGGGGUUGUCCAUUUGUGCUUAUAGGAACAGCCAGGGCCUUGGUUUAAUGUCAAAUGUGUAAAAUCAAAGUUGAUUUGCACAAAGUUCAUAUGCACAGGUGCAAUGAAAAACUUAGUUGCAGCAGCAUCACAGACACAGAGCAUCAGAUACACAACAUUCACAAGAAAAACAUAAAAUAAACAAAUUAUACAAGGAAGAACACAAUUAGAACAUAAAAAAAUAAAGUCCAUUGAGGUGCAAGGUGGUUAUAGUGUUGCUACACUGAGGUAGUGGUUAGGGUUGUGCAGGUGGGUUCAAGAACUGAAUGGUUGAAGGGAAGUAGCUGUUCUUGAACCUCCUGCGUGAUGUUUCAUUUGAACAAUGGCACCUUUGACAAUGAAUUACUCCCACACUAGUGCACAAGUGCUUAAGAUGAUAUGUUUGUGCUCAAGUUGCAGGAGUAGGUCUUGAACAUGGAACUUCUGACACAGAAGCAAAAGUGUGUCUAGAAAUCUGGGGAAACAAACCUGGAGUCAGUCUGGUUUGUAUUACUUGAUAUUAUGUCAGGUGGUAUAAUAUGGGUUCAAUUCCGGCCACUGUCUGUAAGGAGUUUGUACGUUCUCCCCGUGUCUGCGUGGGUUACCUCCGGGUGCUCCGGUUUCUUCCCACAUUCCAAAGAAGUACGGGUUAGGAAGUUGUGGGCAGGCUAUGUUGGCGCCAGAAGCAUGGCAACACUUGCGGGCUGCCCCCAGAGCACUCUUCACAAAAGAUGUAUUUCACUGUGUGUUUCAAUGUACAUGUGACUAAUAAAGAUACCUUAAGAUCUUAAAAACUACUCCUCCAUUAUCUUGUAUUAGAUUGCACUUUGGAAAUUAUUCAGCACAUUGGUUGCAAGUGGAAUCAGUAUGGACAGGUCCUUGAUGAUCAGCAUAGACCAGACCAAAGGACCUGUUUCUGUGCUGUAUGACUAUGAGUAAUGCGGGAAGAGACCCCAAUACUUCAGCACAGGGUUUGUACCUCUUCCAUCGGGCAGAAGAUACAGGAGCCUGAGGGCACAUACCACCAGACUUAAGGACAGCUUCUGCCCCACUGUGAUAAGACUAUUGAACGGUUCCCUUAUACAAUGAGAUGGACUAUGACCUCACGAUCUACCUUGUUGUGACCUUGCACCUUAUUGCACUGCACUUUCUCUGUAGCUGUGACACUUUACGCUGUACUGUAAUUGUUUUUACCUGUACUACAUCAAUGCACUCUGUGCUAACUCAAUGUAACUGCACUGUGUGAUGAAUUGACCUGUACGAUCGGUUUGCAAGACAAGUUUUUCACUGUACCUUGGUACAAGUGACAAUAAUAAACCAAAACCAAUACCAAAUAUUUGGCUAAUAGAUAAAUAGGGUAUAUUUUUAGUCCAAUUUGUACAGAAAUAAUAGGAAUUUGUAAUAUUCACUGUUUCUGAGAGAGCACAAAUUCCUCGAGUUUCCUUUUCAAUGUAUUUAAUGUAAAUCAAUUUAAAUGCUUCUUUCCAUUGACAACCAGGUAACUUAAUUCCAGUUUUAUGUUGAAGAUGCAUGCUUCCA